AUGCCUCUUCAAUCUCCAUUGCGCUCUGGCCCAGUCCCCAUCCAGCGACAGAACUAUCUUCGAGUGACCGCCCUCUUCUUCACUCCAGCACGUAGGGCGCGCGCAGACGAGCAGUUUCUCGAGCAGAACUUUGAUAAUCUCGAAGAUCGUUGGCCAUUCCGGUUCCGUGAAGGUUUGUCGGAACGAGGGCGUUCCCGAGCCAGAGCCCGACAUUACCUGCGUUUACAGGACGAGCUUCGUUAUUUGUGCAGUAUUACCAAACCAGAGGAUUCGCCGGCUCUUCCUAUGACCUGGGAAGAGUAUCUAGCGCUCGAUUCGCGCAUGGAGUCGACUGAAUGGGAUGAAGUUGCGAUCCCUUUGCUUGAAGCGCUCAACAGCAUCCCCGACAACGAGCGUCUCGCAUUCCUUCCAGCAGAAGAGCGUCCACCGGUGCCAUACCUCGAAAGCGACAGGCUUGUGGAUACACGUAUGUUUAUCGAGGCGUCCCUUAUCGCCAGAGGGGUGACUCGAGGCUAUGUACGCAGCCUGGGACGGUCCCCUUCUGCCCAGACAGCACGCUCUGACGAUGAUUUGCCUCCCAACUACGUCGCCUUUAUGGGUGACUCUGACAGCUCAGGCUCCGAGACUGAGUCAGACGAUUCAGACGACGAGUGCUAUUGGUCAGACACUCCAGGGCCCAACGACGGUUUCGUGGUAGGAAUGUUGGAGCUUGGUUUGUGGUCCGAGCGCUCACUUCCUUUGAAUGCACGGGGCGUGAUUCUCAUAGACACUAGCGAGAUCUCGUAA
This is a messenger RNA of Coprinopsis cinerea okayama7#130, 786 nucleotides long. RefSeq lists its product as hypothetical. The coding region runs from base 1 to 786 and encodes 261 amino acids. The record is from RefSeq and is a predicted model, not a curated record. The transcript has 3 exons. NCBI's taxonomy places the organism in Eukaryota, Fungi, Basidiomycota, Agaricomycetes, Agaricales, Psathyrellaceae.